UAUUUCCCGCAAACUUAACCAGAAGCGAACCCGUCGGUUUUCCAAAUCCGCUAGUCUCGGGGUCUUGCGCAUCUCUCUCUUUCUUUCGCUCUACCCCGCAUUGGUAAAAGGUCUGGAAGCUGGAGCUGAAUCCAUCGUUUUUGGACUCUUAGAUCUGCGGGCGCCAUGUUCGUCCGUCUGAGAUCUUCAAAUCUCCUCGCUGCUGUCCUCGUUAUCGUCCUCCUUGUCGCUGCACCGGCGUCGGCCUCGGAGUCCGAUCAUAAGUAUCAACCCAAUGAUCCUGUCACACUCUGGGUAAACAAGGUUGGCCCGUAUAAUAACCCUCAAGAAACAUACAACUAUUAUAGCCUUCCAUUUUGCCAGCCUGGAGAGAAACCUUCACAUAAGUGGGGUGGUCUUGGCGAGGUUUUGGGUGGAAAUGAGCUUAUUGACAGCCAGAUUGAGUUAAAAUACCAGAAAAACGUUGAAAAAAGUUUUAUCUGUUCUAUUGAACUUGAUGAAGCCAAGGUGAAGCAAUUUUCUGAUGCAAUAGAUGCUUCAUACUGGUUUGAAUUUUUCAUAGAUGAUUUACCACUGUGGGCCUUUGUUGGAGAGACUGGCAAAACGGAUGAGAGCAAACAUUAUCUCUUCACUCAUAAAAAUAUCAUUGUGAGAUACAAUAAAGACCAGAUUAUUCAUGUCAAUAUCACCCAAGAAAACCCUAAGUUGUUGGAACCUGGAAAGAAAUUAGACAUGACAUUUUCAGUCACUUGGACAACAACAAAUAUAACAUUUGCUCGUCGUUUUGAUGUGUACUUGGACUAUCCUUUCUUUGAGCACCAGAUCCACUGGUUCUCCAUCUUCAAUUCAUUUAUGAUGGUUAUUUUCCUCACUGGCUUGGUUUCUAUGAUACUUAUGAGGACACUUAGAAAUGAUUACGCAAAAUAUGCUCGUGAAGAUGACGAUCUGGAGACUCUGGAGAGAGAUGUGAGUGAAGAGUCUGGUUGGAAGCUUGUUCAUGGAGAUGUAUUCCGGCCUCCUCGCAAUUUGGUUCUUCUUUCAGCUCUUGUUGGUACGGGUGCUCAGCUGGCGCUGCUUAUUCUCCUCGUCAUUUUACUGGCUAUAGUUGGGAUGUUGUAUGUUGGGCGAGGAGCUAUUCACACAACUUUUAUAUUGUGCUACGCUUUCACCUCAUUUAUUUCGGGUUACGUCAACGGUGGUCUUUAUUCCCGGAGUGGUGGUAAAAGUUGGAUUAAGUCGAUGAUUCUUACAGCAUCUCUUUUCCCAUUUUUAUGCUUUGGAAUUGGUUUUGCACUCAACACCGUUGCCAUAUUUUAUCGCUCACUAGCGGCUAUUCCCUUCGGAACAAUGGUGGUGAUUUUUGUAAUUUGGGCCUUUAUCUCAUUUCCCCUCACACUUCUAGGCACUGUGGUGGGCAGGAACUGGAGUGGUGCCCCUAGCAAUCCAUGCCGAGUGAAGACCAUUCCUCGCCCUAUCCCAGAGAAAAAGUGGUAUCUCACCCCUUCCAUUAUCUCUCUAAUGGGAGGUCUUCUUCCUUUCGGCAGCAUCUUCAUUGAGAUGUAUUUUGUAUUCACAUCUUUCUGGAAUUACAAGGUUUACUAUGUGUACGGAUUCAUGUUACUGGUUUUCCUUAUUCUUAUUAUUGUAACAGUCUGUGUUACCAUUGUGGGCACAUAUUUCCUUCUAAAUGCGGAGAACUACCAUUGGCAAUGGACUUCCUUCUUCUCUGCUGCUUCUACUGCCGCGUAUGUCUAUCUUUACUCCAUUUAUUACUACUCUGUGAAGACCAAGAUGACAGGUUUCUUCCAGACCAGCUUCUAUUUUGGCUACACCCUCAUGUUCUGUCUGGGAAUUGGAAUUCUGUGUGGCGCCGUGGGUUAUCUUGGUUCAUCUCUGUUCGUGAGAAGAAUUUAUAGAAACAUCAAAUGCGACUAGCUGUAGAUGAAGUCGGAGGCAUUGAUAAGCCUUUUUUUUCCCUGCGGCGCAGAAGAUCAAAUAUUCAUUGCUCUCUAAAGCUCCAAUUUUUGGAGAUUACUUGAGGAGUUUGGUCUCAUAUUGGUCGAAUUUGGAAUUUGGAAUUUUUAGUUUAUAUUUGCUGUAAGCUUUUUGUUUUCACUGCUUGUUUAGAACAGAGUAAAUGAGUUAAUUAUUUUUGUAUUGCAGACUAACUGUCUGUUUUGAUGGGACAUGUGGAACCAAAAACAGUUCAUCAUCUCCAGAUUGAUAUACAUGGUUUCUUAUUUAGUGGAAAUUAUCAUAUUGAUUAUUUUU
This is a messenger RNA of Phalaenopsis equestris, 2271 nucleotides long. Its product is annotated as transmembrane 9 superfamily member 1-like. Gene Ontology annotation, biological process: protein localization to membrane. Gene Ontology annotation, cellular component: membrane. The coding region runs from base 166 to 1935 and encodes 589 amino acids. The transcript has 12 exons. NCBI's taxonomy places the organism in Eukaryota, Viridiplantae, Streptophyta, Magnoliopsida, Asparagales, Orchidaceae. The record is from RefSeq and is a predicted model, not a curated record.